UCCUCUUAUACCACUCGAUCUCCUUCAUCUUCUCUCCCAAAUCAUCUUCCGUUUUCCUCUGAGAACAAGGAGUUCUCUACAAUGGCUGCAUCGUCCGCAUGUAUUGUUGGAAAUGGUCUAUCCGCUAAAAGGGACAUAUGCAAGGAACUUCAUGGCAAGCAAUUUUACCUUUCCCCUAGCCUUCCAUCUCUUCAUAAGGUUCCAAAAUUAGGAGUUGUAACAGCAUCUCUUGACAAGAAGCAGCAUGAAGGAAGAAGAGGGUUCUUGAAGUUGUUGCUUGGAAAUGCGGGACUUGCAGCACCUGCUUUGCUAGGCAGUGGGAAAGCUUAUGCGGAUGAACAAGGAGUUUCUAACUCAAGAAUGUCUUAUUCUAGAUUUUUGGAGUACUUAGACAAGGACAGGGUUAACAAAGUCGAUUUAUUUGAAAAUGGAACCAUAGCAAUUGUAGAGGCUGUUUCUCCUGAGUUGGGUAAUAGAGUGCAGAGAGUUCGAGUGCAACUCCCAGGUCUCAGCCAGGAACUUCUUCAGAAGUUUAGGGAGAAGAAUAUCGACUUUGCAGCACACAAUGCUCAAGAGGAUUCGGGUUCUUUUCUGUUCAAUUUAAUUGGGAAUCUGGCAUUCCCUAUGAUAUUGAUUGGGGGUCUAUUUCUUUUAUCAAGGCGUUCCAAUGGUGGAAUGGGAGGUCCUGGUGGGCCCGGGAAUCCCCUUGCCUUUGGUCAAUCGAAAGCGAAAUUUCAAAUGGAACCAAACACUGGUGUGACCUUUGAUGAUGUUGCUGGUGUAGACGAAGCAAAGCAGGAUUUCAUGGAGGUCGUGGAGUUUCUGAAGAAGCCAGAGAGGUUCACUGCUGUUGGUGCUCGGAUUCCAAAGGGUGUUCUUCUUGUUGGUCCUCCAGGAACCGGAAAAACACUACUAGCUAAGGCCAUUGCUGGUGAAGCAGGUGUUCCAUUUUUCUCUAUUUCAGGUUCAGAGUUUGUUGAGAUGUUUGUUGGUGUUGGUGCCUCAAGAGUUCGAGAUCUUUUCAAAAAGGCCAAGGAGAAUGCCCCUUGUAUUGUAUUUGUUGAUGAAAUUGAUGCUGUUGGGCGGCAAAGAGGGACUGGUAUUGGAGGGGGGAAUGAUGAAAGAGAACAAACCCUGAACCAGCUUUUGACAGAAAUGGAUGGCUUUGAAGGAAACACUGGUAUUAUUGUAGUUGCAGCUACCAACCGUGCAGACAUUCUGGACUCUGCUUUAUUGAGACCAGGGCGAUUCGAUAGACAGGUAUCCGUUGAUGUUCCAGAUGUUCGAGGAAGGACAGAGAUCUUGAAGGUUCAUGCCGGCAAUAAGAAGUUUGAAAAAGAUGUGUCUCUUGAGGUGAUUGCCAUGAGAACACCUGGAUUUAGUGGAGCGGAUCUUGCAAAUCUUUUAAAUGAAGCAGCUAUAUUGGCUGGUCGCCGUGCAAGGACUGCAAUAUCACCCAAAGAAAUUGAUGAUUCCAUUGACAGAAUCGUGGCCGGAAUGGAAGGAACAGUUAUGACAGAUGGGAAAAGCAAAAGUCUUGUAGCAUACCAUGAGGUGGGCCAUGCCAUUUGCGGAACUCUAACGCCAGGGCAUGAUGCUGUCCAAAAGGUGACCCUAGUCCCACGUGGUCAAGCAAGAGGGUUGACCUGGUUCAUUCCUGCAGACGACCCUACGUUGAUCUCCAGGCAGCAACUAUUUGCAAGAAUUGUUGGUGGACUUGGUGGAAGAGCUGCUGAAGAAGUGAUCUUUGGUGAGCCUGAGGUAACUACUGGUGCAGCUGGUGAUCUACAGCAGAUCACAGGCCUGGCCAAGCAGAUGGUGGUUACAUUUGGCAUGUCGGAAAUCGGCCCAUGGUCACUUAUGGAUGGAUCUGGUCAAAGUCAAGAUGUUAUUAUGAGAAUGAUGGCAAGAAACUCGAUGUCUGAAAAGCUAGCCGAAGACAUUGAUACUGCCAUCAAGAAGCUUUCAGACAGUGCAUAUGAGAUUGCAUUGAGUCAAAUCCGAAGCAAUCGUGAAGCCAUGGACAAGAUCGUGGAGGUCCUUCUCGAGAAAGAAACAAUGAGCGGUGAUGAGUUUCGAGCAAUCUUAUCUGAAUUUACCGAAAUUCCUGUCGAAAAUCGGGUUGUUCCUGCUGCCCCAAGCCCAGUAAGUGUAUAGUUAACAUUAAAUCCACUGUGGUAUGUAUUAUAAAUUCUUGAUCAUGGUUCUUUUUUGGGUAUUUGGUGGUAAAGUGUAAUAUUUCAACUAGAAGUAUUUGAUACAUAGAAAAGAUGGCUACUGCUUCUGCCUAAUGUAUAUGGUCUUGUUUA
Molecule: messenger RNA, 2309 nt
Organism: Cynara cardunculus var. scolymus (artichoke)
Lineage: Eukaryota; Viridiplantae; Streptophyta; Magnoliopsida; Asterales; Asteraceae
Product: ATP-dependent zinc metalloprotease FTSH 2, chloroplastic
Exons: 5
Coding region: 82-2157 (691 amino acids)
Biological process (GO): proteolysis
Cellular component (GO): chloroplast thylakoid; membrane
Molecular function (GO): ATP binding; zinc ion binding; ATP-dependent peptidase activity
Source: RefSeq, a predicted model, not a curated record